CGCGAGUACUUCCGGGUGGUGCUUGGGUCAGAAACGGUGGAUCAUGGCUGCUGAUGGGGUGCAGGAGCAGGUUUUAAAGCUGCAGGCUCGUUUGUCAACCACUCAGGAACCCAAGAAGAUCCUGAAGACUUUAAAACGCUUACAUGAACUUCCUGUCACUGUGGAUAUUCUUGCUGAUACAGGGAUAGGGAAAACAGUGAAUGGAUUCAGGAAGCAUGAUGUGAUUGGAGAAAGUGCUAAGAACCUAGUCUCAAAGUGGAAGAAACUCGUACCCCAGGAAGUAGAACGAUCCACCAAUACACUCGAGGAGAGGGAAUUUGCUUUUAAUAAAGGGGUCUCAAAAAAGAGACACAGGGAACAUUCUCCAGAAGAUUAUAGACAAACAUUCCAGACCCCUCAUGGAGAGUCUUAUGAAUCGAACUAUGAACAUCUUCACGUGAAAGGGAGACGUUCACCUGAAAGUGAGAAAUCUUAUACGUAUAGUAGCCAUGAUUACCAGUCUUCAAAAUCCCAUUCUAAAGAGCAUGUGGAGAGAUGGACUAAAUCUCCUCCUGUGGAGGAUUAUGAUGAUAAGGUUGAUUCAUCGGAUGAAGAUGCUGAGCAAACUAUGCAGCCACCUAAAAGCCUCCAAAAAAGUCACCAGGACCACUCCAGCUCACGAAUAGAAGUGGGCAUGGGCCGUGAAAAGGAACACAAAUCUUCACACAAAGAAAAGCAGCAUUCAGUUCUAAAAGGUGAAGAAAAAUAUAAAUUAUCUUCUUUCCAAAUGCAAGAUAAAAUGAACAAAUCUUGCUCAAAGGAACAAAAUAAUCACAGGGACCAAGAAGAUUAUACAAGUUCCAGUCAUAAGAAGCCUCGAUUGCAAACGGAGGAAAAUUUUGAUGACAGAAAACAUAAGCACAAAGGCUCAGAUAAGCGGAAGUCUGAUCACGACGAACAGAGAAGUACAUUGGACAAGCCCAAAGAGAAACCAACAUCGAGUAAACAGAAAGAAGAGGUGGAGUCAAGAAAAACAAAAUCUGCAGAAAAGCUUCCGUCUGUUUCUUCCCAGAAGGAACCUACUAAUGCUGUAAUUGUUGAUGAAUCUGAUGAACCGAUAAUGUCAUUUGAAUCUUACCUUAGCUAUGACCAACCACAGAAAAAAAAGAAAAAGAUAAGCAAAUCUGCAGCUGUGAAGGUUAAAGAGACUCGUCCAUUAAAAUCUAAAGGAUCAGAUAAAUCUCCAUCAAAAUCGGGUUCAAAGGGUUCAAACGCGUCCUAUGGAGAACGGAAUGCUGAAGAGAAAAAGAAAGCCAAAAGACGUGUUGAAGAUGUGCCUCAUGUUAAAUCCAAAAAGAUGAUGAUUGAUGUUGUACCGGUCUUACCAGAUAUUCCAUUGCCACUUAUCCAGCCCAACUACAGACCCCUCCCUUCCAUAGAUUAUACACCAUUAUCACCACCCAAAAGGAAAGCUAUGUCUAUGUCUGAAGAAGAUCUGGGAUUCACUGGUCGCCGAUUUAACUCGAAGAUGCAAGUGUACUCUGGAUCAAAGACAGCCUAUCUCCCAAAGAUGAUGUCAUUAUUUGAACAGUGCAUUCGAGUUCUUCAAAAUAAUGUGGACUCUAUUCACGAAGUUGGAGGAGUGCCAUUUGAAAUCUUGGAGCCGGUGCUGGAGCGGUGCACCCCUGAUCAGCUCUAUCGUAUUGAGAACUGCAAUCCAAUGUUUGUUGAAGAAACCGAUCAUCUGUGGUUGCGACACGGUAAGAGAGACUUUAAAAAUCAGGACAGAGAAGAGUAUGAGUCGUGGCGUGAAAUGUACCUACGUCUUCAUGAUGAACGAGAGCAGAGGCUGCGAGCUAUAACUCAAAGUAUUAGUUCGGCUCAUGCCAGCAAACCUAAGGGCCGCCAGGCAAAGUUAGCCUUCCUACACACUGAGGUGAAGCCACCGAGAGAUGUAAGGCGCAGACAAGAGAAGCAUGGGACUGGAAUAUGUAUUCCAGCACCUCCAAGGAUUAAGGUGCAGAGUCAAAUUGGAAGCAGUGGUAAUGGGAGAGGAAACCAGUCCUUUGAUGAUCCAGGUCCUAGCACCAGCCAUAGCUCUAUAGCAUCAAGUGUGACAACUCCCAACAGCGGAGGGGGACUCUAUGAAUCCAAGAAACCCCAAGUCAAAAGUAAAAAUUGCACCAAUGAUGGCAAAAACAAUAAAAUUUUUCAAAAAUCGUUUUAGUCGAAGAUAAAUCGAAUGGGUGAAAGACAGAUGGAACUGUGACAUCAACAGCUCCUUGCAAAAUGCUGUAUCAACUGGUCCCAUUCUGAGCCAUUUAGUGCUCAAGAACACAGGGGUGCAAAUUGCAAUACCAAGAACUUAAAUGACUGUGUGCUUGAGAUGAUACCCAACAAUUACAUCUUAUUUUUUAAAAAUAUUUUAUUAUUUUACAUUUUAGAAGCAGAAAUGUAAGCUCUUAAUGUUAGAGCAUUGAGUGUAUUUUUCUUUUAGAAUGUUCAUGUGUAAACAACACUUGUUGCACAAAUUCAAUCACUCUAUUUUAAAAAAAUCCCUCUACAUUUUAAAAUUCUUUGUCUUCAUAAAGUGAAGUUAAUUUUAAAUGGCAACAGAUUUCAGGCUCAAUCAACAUCAAGGUUGCAGUAUUGGUUUUAAAUGUUCCUUCCCUUUUGUUCUGACUUACCAUAUUUUAACGUUGUGCCAAUCUUUUUGUUCUCAUGCUAUACAAGGGUGCUGGCCUUUUGAAACCAGCUGUUCCAUUGGGUAGAUUGAAAUGGGUCAUGAAUUGCAUUGACAUUGUGGAUAAAGGAAUGCAGUCACAGAAAUAAUUAGUGCUGUUUUGAGUUUUUUUGUUUCUGUGGUAACAUGAUUUUUUUUUUUGCUAAUAAAGUCCUAGUACUGUAAGUGAACAUGUGACAUUGACAAGUAUUUGGUUGUUUUCUUGAAGCAUUGCCAAGGAUGUGAUUCUAGAUUUUUAACUCAAAUUGGGUAUUUUAUGUUUGCAGAUGUGGAAGGGAGCAGAUGAAAUGAUUGACAAUCUAUUAGUUUGUUGAUAUUUACUGAGACAAAGUUUCACGAUUGUACCAGUCAUUUCAGUGAACGUUUCUCUUGAUAUUAAACCAGCUGCAUUUUUCUUUAUUAGGUCUAUUUGGGAUUAUUUAUUCUGUGAGCAUGAUUUGGUUGCCCAUUUCACUAACAACAAAAUUCAUGUGAUUCAUUAAAGGCAGUAAUGUUAUUCUGAAAUGACAAAAUAAGUAAAAAGUUUCUUAUUAUUUGAGAACUAAAAGUUAAUUUCAUAUUCUGCAGGCAGAUACCCACCUAUGAAAUCUUACCUGUAACACUAAGUUCUGUGAAUUUAUUUUUCAUCUGUGUGGGAAAGCAUUACCCUAUCUCACUUGCAGUUUAGGCAUACAAAAGGGUGGAUCUUGGUCUGUUCAUUAAAAUUUGCCUCGAUUUUGGCGCUCGAUUAAUCACAUUGACAUAAUGGUUUUGUUAAGCAGUGUGUGUCUUUGUAAUGCACUGUGAAUUGAUCCAGGUCAAACUGAAUUACAGGAAGUGUACCCAACAAAAAUUAUUAAGAAUUUAUUGAAAACAGAAUUUCAGUUUGUGCACCAAUAUGGUGUUAUUUUAAUGGGUGCAUUAUAUGAGGAAGGAGAAAUAAAAUAAAUACGAGCAUAGAUAUUUAAAGAGCAAAUAUAAACAUUUAUUUUAAGGGGACAUGAACAAGUAUUUAACAAUGUAAUAAAGAACCAUUAAUAUACCACGAAAUGAAUGUAUUUAUUGUACAUUGUAUGUAGAAUUUCAAAGUCAGUUUAUAUUAUGCAAUUACAUUUAUGGUGAUGAUACCCAAUUGAACUAUGAAUUUCAUUUCCACACGCGCUUAGACAGGCUACUUAAAAUCCGAUCUGAGGCUUGAAAUGCACCUGUAAACACAAAAUUCAUAAAAUGUAAACUGUGUGUUUAACUAUUUUAAUUUAUGCCCACAGUGUUUUCCAGGAAUGGAUUCAGAUGACUAUUGUAAAUGAUUUGAGUUUGUUUCAUGGAUGUAUAAUGUGUUUUAAAACAACUCAGUUACUGUUUUGUGAAUCUGGGUGUCCUUUAUUCUACAUAAUAUCCUUGACAAGGCAACUUUGACAUGUAGAAGUUUCUAUCUAUAAAUCCCUUCUGUCCAAGUAUUAUUCAUUUCUGCUCAUCCAGGUGGGUAUCUCAUUUCUAGCCCUAAAAACACAAUUCCAACUAUUCAAAACCAGUUUUAUUAACAUGCUUCCAUGUUAGUUGUUUUUCUGACGUCUGUCCUUAGAUUUGACUAAAAUUAUCUGGGUGGAAAGUCGUAGAAUCAGUCAUGUAUAUACAGGUAGUAAGAAGCUACCAAUUUGACCCAUCCUACACUACCGGGCAAAAAAUAGCCAUUUAAACUAUUCCUAUGUCAAAGAACUUGCUCUGUGGUCUUGUAGAUAUGCAUUUUGUGGCCAUCUAGGUACUUUAAAAAAUAACAUGGAGUUUCUGUUUUACCAUCUGUUUUCUCUGGAUGUACACUUUAUUUCUCAAUUCCCCUCCGUUCAAUUAACUCAAUUCUACAUCCUGUAGUUCUUCCCCUCUAUUCAAUUACCUUAAUUCUACAUUCUGUAGUUAUUGACCUCUCUGCAAAAGAGAAACGGAUUCUUCUUGCUCACGUUGUCUAGACUGCCCAGUAUUAUCUACUGUCAUGUGGAGAGAAGACUUUGGCAUGAUAUCUGCUACAAUAGUGCUUCCUUCGUGUUGAUGUUUAGAACUUAUUUCUUCCAUUAGCAAUUUCUAGAGAUUUGAUGGUGGAGAUUUUAAAUAGUAAACAGCUGGGAGAUCAGUGGUUUGAUGAUUUGCUUCUAUCAGAGAAUUAUUAUUACCAGUGUGCAUGCCUGUCCAUUUACACUGUGUAUAUGCAACAAUGAUGGAAACCAAUAGCAGCAUUCUCAGUAAAUGGAAUGAAAACUGCUGACAUUUAUAUAAUUUUAAAAAAAUGAAGCACACUGGAAAUAUUGAAACACUGAACUGCCCCAUCUCCUCAAAAAGAUAAUUUGACAGAUUUAUUUGUAUAUUGUACAGUGCAAUUAAAUACUCACACUGCAAAUUGAAAAUCUUUCCCGUCAUGAUAUAAUCCUGAAUGGAAGGAUUGUGAUGUUUUGAUUGCAGCUCUGCUUUGGGUAACAUGACACAUUUCAGGAAUCGCAAGAAUAUUUUUAAAAUUGAGAAAAGGGAGUUGAAGUUUGCAUAAUUUGGUGCAAAACUGCAGGAUGUUAAUAAAAUGUUAAAAUGGGAUUACAGCAUAUUUCAUGUAUCAAGUCUAUUUAUAGUACUUAACAGUUGCCAAGUAGUUUUGUUAAUUAGUUUCAAUGUGUGUGUUAUGUGUUAAUUCUUGUCCCAUAAAAUAAAAUGUUAUAUUAACAGCA
This is a messenger RNA of Amblyraja radiata (thorny skate), 5409 nucleotides long. RefSeq names its product elongin A (gene eloa). The transcript is spliced from 11 exons. Lineage: Eukaryota; Metazoa; Chordata; Chondrichthyes; Rajiformes; Rajidae. The record is from RefSeq and is a predicted model, not a curated record. Gene Ontology annotation, biological process: transcription elongation by RNA polymerase II. Bases 44 to 2206 code for a protein of 720 amino acids. Gene Ontology annotation, cellular component: elongin complex; nucleus.